ACGCCGCCCCCGGCCAUGGAGGCAGAGCGUGGCCGUCGUGGCUGGCAGGGGGCGAUGCAGCCUCCUCCUCGGGCUUGUCUACUGCUCUUCCGGAGCCAUCCAAGUUGGAGGCCAUCGCUGCCUCCUGUGGGAGAGAAUUCCGCAGCGUUCAUGAGGACUAGGGGAUUGGCUCUUAGUCUUGGCGGCGGCAUCCAAGGGUGGGGGCCAGCUCUGUCUGUCUCUCUCCUCCCCGCACCGCCCCGCGACUUUUCCCCUCCUUCCCCUACGAGAGGGCCAGCGGGGGGAUCCCAUUUUGCUCCCUUCCUCUCACUGACACGCGCAGAGGUUUCCCCGGCGCCAUCUUUCCUCCAGGCAGGCGGAAGCGGAGCUGGGAGAGGGGAGGGACUUCCGGCGCUGUUCCUGGCGGUGCUCCCGGAAAGUCCCUCCGCCGGGCGGGUCCGCCUCAUCCGCUGCCGCCUCAGGAGGCCCCGCUGCCCUGGAAGGGAGGCCGGCUGGGAGGCCGAGGCCCGCCUUCCCGCCGCUCCGGAUGAGGGUGUGGCCGGAGGGAAGAGGCCGGAGGAGGGGGCAGGAGGAGCAGCAGCGGCGAUGAUGCCCGGAGAAGGAGGAGGAGGCGGCGGCGGCGACGGCCCUGCGGGGGGCCCCGGCAGCGGCUGCCUCGGGGGCAGCGUGGUGCGCCCGCGGCGGCCUGGUGUUGGCGCGGCCUCCCGCCCCGCGUGGCCUGGGUCUGCUGCUGCUGCGCCUCGCCGCGUGGCGUCCGGGGCGGCCUCGGCGACGCUAGUGCUGCUGCUGCUUUGGGCCUCCGUCCACACCGUGCAGGAGGGGCACCUCGCCCUCUACUACAGGGGCGGGGCGCUGCUCUCCGCCGUCAGCGGCCCAGGCUACCACAUCAUGCUGCCCUUCGUCACCACCUGCAUAUCCGUGCAGGGUCAUUGUGUUCUGUUUCAGACAACGCUGCAAACAGAUGAAGUGAAAAAUGUGCCUUGUGGGACAAGUGGCGGAGUCAUGAUCUACAUUGAUCGAAUAGAGGUGGUAAACACGUUGGCGCCACAUGCAGUUUAUGAUACUGUAAAGAAGUACACUGUGGACUAUGACAAGACCCUCAUCUUCAACAAAGUCCACCAUGAGCUCAACCAGUUCUGCAGCACCCACACCCUCCAGGAGGUGUACAUCGAGCUCUUUGAUCAAAUAGAUGAACACCUGAAGCUGGCGCUGCAGCAGGAUCUGAAUGCCAUGGCGCCAGGUCUCACUGUCCAGGCAGUGCGUGUGACAAAGCCCAAAAUCCCUGAAGCCAUCCGAAGAAAUUUUGAACUUGUGGAAGCAGAGAAGACCAAAUUCUUGAUAGUUACUCAGCAGCAGAAAGUGGUGGCGAAGGAGGCCGAAACAGAAAGGAAAAAGGCCGUCAUAGAAGCAGAGAAGGCGGCCCAGGUGGCAAAGAUUCGUUGUCGGCAGAAGGUCAUGGAGACGCUGAUGGAGAAGCACAUUUCUGAGCUUGAAGAUGCUGCUUUCUUAGCAAGAGAGAGGGCGAAGGCUGAUGCCAACUACUACACGGCACAGAAGGCAGCCGACUCGAACAAGCUGAAACUCACACCAGCCUUCCUGGAACUGAUGAAAUAUCAGGCCAUUGCUUUCAACAGUACGCUGUACUUUGGCAACAGCUUCCCCGCUAACCUGUUUCUGGGUUCCUGUGCUUUUGACGAUCCCGUUGCAAGAACUGCGAGAGAAGCCCACCUCAUCUCAAAGACAGGCAAGCUCCACCUCAGGCACAGAGGAGAGCGUGGCGCCUCUGGAUGCGUCCGCUGAGCCAGGCACUGUUGCCUCCGUGAUUUGAAAUUGUAACUGAUCUGCUGCCUUAGAAGCAGUGCCAACCCUUCUCCUCAAAUCUGCCUUAUCUUUACUGUUCAGAAAGCAAGUCAAACAUGUUCUGCAGCGCAAACACAGUCCUUGAGGUUGUGUCGCCCUCUGUAGCCAAAUAUGAGGGCAGCUCAAAACCUCCAUGGAAGACCUCUUCAUCUUCCUCAGACAGGAGUGGUGGCAUGAGUGCUUCUGAGGAGUUAAGUCACUGGCAUUAACUUUUGAAAGGAGACUGUGGUGCAGACCUCCCUGCAUGGCUCAGGAGGGUUGUUCCUGGGAGGACAGUUGUGUGAGACGGUGGCUGUGGCCACGUGCUAACUGACCCACUCGUCUUCUGUCUUACCUCGGGGGGGGGGUUGUGUGGUCAUGGCUUUGAAAGCGGGCAUAUGACCCAGUUGCAGGUGUCCACUUGUCCCUGAGGAAGAAUGCCUCUUGCCCUCUGAUGGGGAAACGCAAUACGUGUAACCUACAGCCUUCUACUAAGUGUGCGAGAACAGCAACAUCAUGCAGCCCUCAAAGUGUCUUGUUUGAACGCAUCCCCCUCUCACAACCCUCCUCCGCGUGCUACUUUCAGGCAAGUGAUUCCACAUUUUGUACUGGAAAGUGCUAAAGAGGCGGCUGCCUCUGGAGUUGUGGGUGUGUCUCUCCUCUCUUUCCCGUGUCCUCUGCGUGGGUCCUUGUAAUGCUUUGUAUGCCAGCAUGUUGCUGGACGCUCCUUGCCCAGAGCCCCAAUUCCUCUUGGCUCAGAGUGUCUUCCACAGCCGGCAGCCUGCAUAUCUGUUGAAUGAACUGGGGAUCUCAGGUGCGGGUGCAAGAAGUGGUAAUUAUUUGUUGAGCUGUAAUUCCAAACGGCAGUGAAGACUUGCUUUAGAAUUUACGAAUGUGUUUGUGCAAGAUAAACCUGCUGACUGGAAAUGUUUCCUCUGUGCUGGGGUUUUUGUGAUAUAUAUAUAUAUAUAUAUUUGAACUUUGGAUUAAAGGAAAAUAAAGCUAUUUUCAUAACCCUUUA
Rhineura floridana is the source of this 2860-nucleotide messenger RNA. RefSeq names its product erlin-1-like. Gene Ontology annotation, cellular component: endoplasmic reticulum membrane; endoplasmic reticulum. NCBI's taxonomy places the organism in Eukaryota, Metazoa, Chordata, Lepidosauria, Squamata, Rhineuridae. Gene Ontology annotation, biological process: SREBP signaling pathway. Gene Ontology annotation, molecular function: cholesterol binding; ubiquitin protein ligase binding. The coding region runs from base 16 to 1800 and encodes 594 amino acids. The record is from RefSeq and is a predicted model, not a curated record. The transcript has 11 exons.